AUGGUAGCUGAUCUUCGUAUAAUCUGGUUGGUUGUUUCUGGUGAAGCGAUGUUAGUCCCUUAUCGUAGUAGUGGUUGUUGGCGUUGUUACACCGAUGUAAUUAAUUUAUUAAAGCAACUACUAAUUAAUUUUACGUUUGAUAGAAGAAGAGGAUAUUGGACUUUGAGGUUGUCAAUUGAUUUGGAGCAUCUGGGUUGUCUCAAUGAGAGCCUUUCGGUUGCUGAAGAUGGGUUUCUAGAUCCACGGGUUCGUGCUAGUUCCAGAACAACAUUGCAAAGGGUUUUACGUUUGGGAAAACCACCAAGGCGCAAGAAAACUCCUAGUUUUUCUGAGUCUGUCAAGAGGAAGAUCACUGAGCUGCAUGUUCAGGGGAGACCAUUGAACUGUAAAACUGGGAUGAAGAGCAGGUUCUAUGGUGAAGAUAAAGAACAAUGCGGAGUUGGGCAGCUUCCAAUGCAAUAUUAUGUCGGAGCAGGAGGCGGGUGGCAGGGUGUACAUACAGAGAGUGGCAUUUGGUUGACUAUUUUUGGGCUUCUUUUGUGGGACAUUAUUUUUUCCGAUGUACCAGAUGUCUUUCGCACUAGAUUUCAAACCGCCUCUUUAGAUUUGGAUACUGAUGGGUUUUAUGAAGCAAGAAAGAGUCUCCUAGAACCACUACUUGAAAAAAUCUAUGAUGGAAUGGCUAAAGAGAUCCUUAUUACAUCAUGGGAAUCACAUUUAGGAACAGCUUGUCACGGAGUUAAUUGGGACCGACAUUCACUAUCUGAGCUUCGAACGGCUGUGACAUGCAUUGGUGGCCCUUGUUUGGCCUCAAUCUGCCGGCACUUGGCUCAAGGUUACCAGAGCUGGUCUAGUGGAAUGCCUGAUUUAUUGUUAUGGCGCUUCCAUGGUGAUUAUAGUGGUGAAGCCAAGCUUGUUGAAGUUAAAGGCCCUAGGGAUCGACUCUCUUAAUAACAAAGAGCUUGGCUGUUGUUUUUAAUGGAUUGUGGCUUUAAUACCGAGGUUUGCAAAGUGAGUCCUGCUUUAGUAUUUGGAUGA
Molecule: messenger RNA, 1038 nt
Organism: Camellia sinensis
Lineage: Eukaryota; Viridiplantae; Streptophyta; Magnoliopsida; Ericales; Theaceae
Source: RefSeq, a predicted model, not a curated record